AAGCUUUUCACCCCCCCCUCUCUAAAAAUCCCAACCACACCAGAAACCAAAACCACCCCCAAAAACCUAACCCCUCUUUCCCAAAACCGACCAGGCAAUCACCAAACCAUUCAAACCCUUCAAUUCCCAAACCUCAAAUCUCAUCCGCCUCUCCAUAAAGCUCUGAGCUUUUCUUCAAGAUUCGAAUGCCUUCAGCAACUGGGUCUGUCACUGACAUGUCGAUUGUGUCUAAAGAUGACAACUUGUCUUCCGAGGAUUCUUGUAACCCAGAUGAGUCUGAGCUCGAGCUCAAUCUUGGCCUCAGCCUCGGCGGCGGUGCUGCCAAGGCCCACCAAGGCCCAAUUGGGAGCUAUGCGAGGAUUUUGACGGCUAAGGAUUUCCGGUAUGUGGGUUUGAACAAGUCGGAUAAGUCGUCGGCGGAGGUUGGUUCUUCGUCGUCGUCGUCUUCUUCUUCGUUGAGCAGUGUUAAUGUGGCGGCUGGGACUAAGCGGAGUGCUGAUUCUGUUGCCAACAGUCAGCCUGUGGGAUGGCCUCCUAUCAGAACUUAUAGAAUGAAUUCUUUGGUUCAUCAAGCAAAAUCUUCAGCCACUGAAGUAGUUAACUCAGAGAAAGGUGAAUGCAAGAUUGUUUCAGGGAAGGCUAAAAUCGGUGGUCAAGAAAACAAUGGAAAUGCUAAGGAGAGACAGCGCCUCACAAGUUCCCUGUUUGUAAAGGUGAAUAUGGAUGGAAGUCCAAUUGGAAGGAAAGUCAACCUAACUGCGCACAGUAGCUAUGAAGCCCUAGCACAAACGCUGGAGGAUAUGUUCCAGGGACCGUCUUCAAAUGCGAAAUUGAUACGUGCUGGUGGUCAGGAGCAUGAUAUGAUGGUGGGAGAAACUACACCGUCGAAGUUGCUUGAUGGAUCAUUUGAUUUUGCACUCACUUAUGAAGACAAAGAAGGUGACUGGAUGCUUGUUGGGGAUGUUCCUUGGGGGAUGUUUCUUAGUUCCGUGAAGAGGCUAAGAAUCAUGAGGACUUCUGAAGCUAAUGGACUUGCUCCAAGGCUACAGGAAAGGAAUGCAAGGCAGAGAUGCACGAGCUGAUACAAAUCCAUUUGUGAGGACUUCAGUAAGGAUACAAAACAACCUAUGUUGUAAAGUGUACAAAGUGGGUAAGACGUAUAAUGGGAGCAUAUGGAGAAGCAGAGAGAAGCUAUGGUGUUCUGUUUCAUUUUUGGUUGAUUUGAUGUGAUUGCAUUUCUUUCUUGCUGUGCCUUCCCUAGGAGUUAUAUCCCUACUUUUCAAAGCCAUAGCUAUCUUAUAUUUUAGUGUAAUACUUAUAUGAUACACAUGCCUAUGAUAAAUUUUGUUGCUGAU
This is a messenger RNA of Fragaria vesca subsp. vesca, 1355 nucleotides long. RefSeq names its product auxin-responsive protein IAA11-like. The transcript is spliced from 5 exons. Gene Ontology annotation, cellular component: nucleus. The record is from RefSeq and is a predicted model, not a curated record. The coding region runs from base 186 to 1082 and encodes 298 amino acids. Gene Ontology annotation, biological process: regulation of DNA-templated transcription. Gene Ontology annotation, molecular function: protein binding. Lineage: Eukaryota; Viridiplantae; Streptophyta; Magnoliopsida; Rosales; Rosaceae.